This is a messenger RNA of Amaranthus tricolor (Joseph's coat), 792 nucleotides long. RefSeq lists its product as uncharacterized. The transcript has 3 exons. The record is from RefSeq and is a predicted model, not a curated record. Lineage: Eukaryota; Viridiplantae; Streptophyta; Magnoliopsida; Caryophyllales; Amaranthaceae. Bases 66 to 533 code for a protein of 155 amino acids.
UGCUGCUACUCAUCAGUACUCACCAACACAUUCUCUUACGUUAUAAUAUAUCGAUCAAAGAAAUAAUGGCUUCGGUCCAAAAUCAAGUGGAGGUACAAGGUACCUUUAAGAAUGACACAUUUGCAAAGUUAGAGCUAAUGCACAUGGAAAUCUAUUCAGGACAUUUCGCAGAUGGAGGUCCAAAUGCAGUACUUGAGCAAGGUGAUAAAACUACUUUUAAGCAUAUUGGUGAGCCUUCUCCUGAAGGCUCUAAGGUCGGAGUGUCCUACCGUGGCCCUAACGAUGAUCAAUGGGUUUUCGCUUGGCAUGCCCCUGGACCUUACCCCGUCGAACUACCUGCCAUUGAACUAAAGAAGAAGGUGUUUGGAAAGCAUUUUAGGGCCGGAGAAAGUAUUGAUUGGAAGAAGAUCGAAAAGGAGUUAGAUGAGAGCACCACUAGUGAGAUCAAUACUCCUUACUUCAAGGCUGCACUCACCCCUGCAGGAACCAAUGCUAGGCUUGACGUGGGGUUCCUCAACCUUCCUAGGAACUAACUCAUUACUGUCUCUAAAUUCGUUCUGAAAUACUUGUAACUGAUUAUGACAUGUUAUAAAUUUGUGCGAAAAUAUAUCAUUAUCAGUUGUAAGUAUAACAGAACGAAAGAAGUAUCUAUCUUAUGAUUUUAAUAAUAAGUCAACAUCAUGACAAUGCAAGCAUUUAUGUUAUGAACUAGUAAUGUAAUGUGAUGGAGUUCCACUUAUCCAUAAUGUUCAUCUUCAUGUGGAACAAUGGAAUAAAUUUUAAUUAAAUUUA